Messenger RNA from Arctia plantaginis, 357 nucleotides. The record is from the annotation of a GenBank genome assembly. Lineage: Eukaryota; Metazoa; Arthropoda; Insecta; Lepidoptera; Erebidae.
AUGUGUUUAAAUACCGAACGGCGAACGUGCGUCGAAUGCGUUCGUUCGCGCGCACAGCGAGCGGGGACUGCGGGACUUCGCCGGUUCGGCCGCGUUCGGCUCCGCUCGGGUGUAUUCGCUCGCUCGCUUGGCUGCGCGCGUGUCGGCUGCACACCCUCACACCGAUACAUAUCACUACAUUCGCUGCCUACGCCCACCCAUCACCCUGACCGUAUUAACCUUGCCUAUUUACUUACUUCACAAGUGAGGACUUACGUGGCCUCGCCGCCGGUGCGAACUCCUAGAUUUGAUGGGAAGGUUUACGAACAAAGGAUCGCCAUAAAAGAUGAUUAUUUACUCCAACGAGAGGGUAGCUAG